ACAGCUGUGAGCCGAGGAAAAAACUAUGUAUGUGAUUUUGCUGCGGAAUUCUUUCAGUUUGUGCGUAUUUUGAGUUUGCAAAUCAAUUUGGUGCAUUUAAAAACAGACGGUUUACUAUUAAAGAAUGACAUCUGUGUAAAGUUAAAAUUCAAGAGCAAAAGCAACGGGGCAGUUAAGUUAUGAACACUCAGGAUUAUGGCGGCAUCCAAUGGAUACAGCAGCACGCAUCUGCGGUGGACUCCGAGGCCGACCUACUGGAAAACGGCGCUGCCGACAGCGAGGUAGCGUCCGCCUACUUGGUCAAUGGCAAUGCAACCGAUGAGGAUCUCGACCAUAUGGCGGCUGAGAAUCUCAUAUUCAUGGCGCGUGAUGGUCAACUGAGCGAGAUAAUUGCAGCCAACGAGAGCGGCGGCAGUACCGUCUUAAUUACGGACAGUGGAACUGUUUCCUAUGCCGCGGCAUUUGAUGAGGAUGCCCAGGUGGUCACUGAGGAGAUAAUCACGGAUGACUGGGUGCAGCACCAGGGCGCCGAGCGCGUGGAAAUCGCUGCGGAACAAAUCGCGGGCAACAACAGCUCGCAGGAGCUGCUGGACAUGGAGCAGGACGAGUAUACGGCACUGCGACCCUAUCCCUGUGACUUCUGCAGCCGGCGUUUCCGCAAGAAGACCAGCCUGAACAAUCACAUGCUGGCGCAUCAGAAUGAUCGUCCACAUCUGUGUAAAUUGUGCGGCGCUCGGUUCUCACGACGGGCCGAGCUUAUCAGUCACUUCAAAGCGCACGCCGAGGCACAGGAUGCUGCCGAUGCGGCGGCAGCAAUCAAAUUCGAGCCUCCACAGCAACAACAACGCCAAAUGGACGAUCAUUUCUAUGAGCAGGAAUGGUCACUGUACCAGGAUCAGGAAGACGAUCAAGUGCAACAAGAUCUGCAGCAAAUGGAACAAGACCAGCAGGAGCAGCAUGAACAGCAAGAGCAACAGCAGCAGCAGCUCGUGCUGCCGCAGGCCAGCUAUGCAGCAAUUAGUGAUGUGCCCGCCCCAACAGCCGCACGAGGUCGCAUCAGCCGCCUCAAGCCCAAAGAGGAGAGCACUCAGUACAUUGUGAUUGGUGAGAAGCAGACAACGGACGACUUGCAGCCGUACAUGGAGUGCGAGGAGCUGCAACCCGCGCUGACGAGUAGCACGUCAAUUGAAGCAACGUCAGCGACGGCCAGCGCGUCCGUAGCUGAGGUGGCGGCGACUCCGCGCUUUCCGGUGAUAGAUGAAAGCAAACCGUUCGUGUGUCAGCAAUGCGGCUUGGCAUUUGCCCGCGAAAAGGCGCUGGUCUCGCACAUUAAGAAUCAUCGAGUCGACUCUCCUUUCGAAUGCAAUCAAUGCCAGGAUAUGUUCUGGGACAAUUACAGUCUGCAGGAGCAUCUGAAAACACACCAGUUCGAGGAGAGCAAUUCGGAGUACGAUCCGGCCUCUGCUGGCGACGACAGCGCCAGCGAGUCGGAGGCGGAACAGCUAUACGGCGACUUCUACUGCAGCGAGUGCGGUAUUUCAUUUCACAGGCAGGACCUGCUGCGGCGCCAUGCCAGGCAGCAGCACAAGCAGCUGCCCACGGCUGUGGAGGGCGGCGCUAGGGAUGCUGAUGCCGAGAGUGCCAAAGAUGCGCAGCACUCUUGUCACACGUGCGGCAAAUCGUUUCCCAGCGCCUUGGAGCUGCUCGCCCAUGCCGAAGUACACGCGCGCUUCCCGCCCUUCAAAUGCGUUCUGUGCGGCGUUAGCUUCUAUGAGGAGCAGGCCAUCAAGCGGCAUUUACACACGCGCCAUCCGCAUGAGCUGAGACCCAACUCGUGCGUGCUGUGCGGCAAGGAGUGUCGCGAUCGCAAGGCCCUGAUGAAGCAUGCCUGGGAUCACUCGCGGGAGAAGUGCCACUCGUGCUCAAAGUGCGGCAAGAACUUUCACAACAAGGCGCGACUGAAGCGACACAUGGCCUCGCAUCGGGACAAGUCGGUGGUGUGCGAGGUGUGUCACGAGGAGUUCCCCGACGGGCGAACACUGUCCAAUCAUCGACAUUCGCACAGCACCACCUCGCCGGGCAAACUGUUUCCCUGCCACGAGUGCGGCAAGACCUUCGGUUCGCGCAGCUCCCAGCAGAUCCACGUGCGCAUCCAUACGGGAGAGCGACCAUAUGGCUGCCACUAUUGCUGGAAAGCGUUCGCAGAUGGCGGAACGCUGCGCAAGCACGAACGCAUUCACACCGGCGAGAAGCCCUACGCGUGCUCCGUGUGUCCACGUGCCUUCAACCAGCGCGUCGUGCUGCGCGAGCACAUACGCUCGCACCACUCGGGACUGGAUGCUGUGCGAGGGACAUACCACUGCACCGUCUGCUCGGCCGAUCUGUCCUCGUCCAAUGAGCUUAUACAGCAUCUCAUCCAGCACAGCGACACGAACACCGCCAAGCAGCGACAGCCAAUCACUGGUCCGCGAAAGUAUAAGCGACGCAGGAAACUGCAGCCACAUGAGAUCGCGCACAUGCGAGCGGAGCAUAAGGAUGGCGAGGAUUAUGCCAGCGACAUGGAGUUCUGUGACCUGGAUGUGGAGAAUGUGGACGAUCUGCUGGAAGGGGCAGACACGUUGCCAAGCAAAAAGGAGAAGCGCAAGCGUUCAGCUGCCAAUCAGGCCAAGUCCGUGAGGAAUGGGGGCGCAAGUAGCAAUGCCUCUGCGUCGGUCAAGUCUGCCAAUAGCAGCUGGGAUGAGAAGUUCCUGCAGACAAACAGCAAUGGCACCGCCGCCAACACUGAUGAGAGCUUCUACCAGAUUGAUUCGCUCGUGGUGGUCAAUGAUACCACACUGCCGGCCGUCAGCCCAUCCAGCAGUGCACAAGGUGCUUCCAAGUCGCGUCGAGGCGGAGGCAAGCAGGCCGAGAAUGGCGAUAAGUCCGGAGGAGGAGGCACAGCAGCAGCAACAGCAUCUACGACUAGCACAGAAUCUAGCAAAUCCCACGUCGCUACCAGUCGCAGCAGCAGCCGAAAGAAGGCCAGUAAGUCGGCCAAGAGUGCUGCCACAACAUCAUCCGCACCAGCAACAGCAGCAGCAUCGACCACGGCGAGCAGCUCGCGUCCACGAAUGAUACACACAGAAAAGUCGCGUGUGCCGCCAGAGAAUGCAUCGAAGAAGUCGCGUGGAGGCCGCACCUACAUAACGCGCACCAACACCAGCGAGACCAGCAGCCAGUUGAAUAGCCAGCUGGUCAAGUCGAGCGGCGUGUCCAGCUCUCGAAUUGUGGAUGAUUACGAGAUCAUAUCACCUGCCACCCAACCGCCCAAUCAGAUCAGUUCCAGUCCGCUGCACAUCAAGCAGGAGCAGGAGCAGCAGCAGCAGCGCAUCCAGUUCAUGUUCGAUGACACCCAAUUGAUCAACACUGCAAUGUUGCGGGAGAAGCCCUACGACAAGUUCAAUCCAAGCAUUGUCAAUGAUCUCGAGGAGAUAUUGCGCAGUCCGCUCAAGCAUGAUCGGAAUGCGCGGUUGCGCUUCACUAGCGAAUCGUCUACAACGCUACAGUUCCUGCCCGAGUUGGAGCCAAAUCUCAUCAAGAUUGAGCCCACAUCGCCGGAUCUGCGUGACAUGGUGGAGAGCCAGCAGCGUGUCAAUACCACAGCUGGACAGGCGGCCACGCCCACAUCGUCAUCCUCGUCGUCGGCGGCGCGCACAUCGCGUCACCUGCGACAGCUGACGGCCAAUGGCUCGAGCAGUCGCUCCGCUUCCAAGCGAAGCGCGGGCAAAUCCUCAACGUCCUCCGGAUCGAGCACCACAAAGCCCAGCAGCAACACAUCCUCAACAGAGGCUGUCAGCAAGUCCUACCUCAGCUACGGUGUGGACUCCUACAAUGUGGGCGUGACAACGAGUGCCAACUCGUCGGAUGUCAGUUCCGGCUUCUUCUCCAUCUCCGAGGUGGUGUCCGCUGCCCACGCAGCGGAUGCGGCCAAGGCAGCAGCAGCCAGCAAAACGGAGCGCCGGACCCGCUGCUUUGAGUGCGAGAUGUGCUCAUCCAUAUUUUCGGAUCGGGCACAGCUGCUGGAGCACAUGCACAUACACAUCUAAGGGAACCAGAACAAAAGGAGAGGGAUUUGUUAUUGGAACUGUUUUGUUAGCAAAACCACUAUACUAAAGGAUAAAGAAAACGGAUAUAUUAAUUAAGUUCUGCUUAGGAUUCUCGCAGGGUGGGGCUGGGGGUAAACGUAUUUUUUGAAAUAUUUACCAACAAGAAUUUCAAUUACAAAUUGAAUGAACAUGUUGUGCGGG
Drosophila arizonae is the source of this 4286-nucleotide messenger RNA. RefSeq lists its product as uncharacterized. Gene Ontology annotation, molecular function: DNA-binding transcription factor activity; RNA polymerase II cis-regulatory region sequence-specific DNA binding. The record is from RefSeq and is a predicted model, not a curated record. Lineage: Eukaryota; Metazoa; Arthropoda; Insecta; Diptera; Drosophilidae. Gene Ontology annotation, biological process: regulation of transcription by RNA polymerase II.